GAGCGCGGCGGCCUGCGGGGCGGCGGCGGGGGCCUGCGGGGCGGCCGGACGAGCCGGGCGCCAUGGGCCGUCUGCACUGCACGCAGGACCCGGUGCCCGAGGCCGUGGGCGGCGACAUGCUGCAGUUGAACCAGCUGGGCGCGCAGCAGUUCUCAGACCUGACCGACGUGCUUUUCCACUUCCUCACUGAGCCCAAAGAGGUGGAACAGUUUCUGGCUCGGCUCUCUGAAUUUGCCACAACCAAUCAGAUCAGUCUUGGGCCCCUCAAAAGCCUCGUGAAGAGUCUCCUCCUGGUGCCAAAUGGUGCCUUGAAGAAGAGCCUCACUGCAGAGCAGGUUCAGGCAGAUCUCACAACUCUGGGUCUUAGUGAGGAGAAAGCCACUUACUUUGCUGAAAAGUGGAAGCUCAGUGCACCGACCCUGGCACAAAGGGCCAUCGGCCAGACCCUGAUGAUUAACCAGCUUAUCGAUAUGGAAUGGAGGUUUGGAGUAACAUCAGGGAGUAGUGAAUUGGAGAAAGUAGGAAGUAUUUUUUUACAACUAAAAUUGGUGGUCAAGAAAGGGAACCAAACUGAAAAUGUGUCUAUAGAACUAACCUUGCCUCAGUUCUACAGCUUCCUGCAUGAGAUGGAGCGGGUGAGAGCCAGCAUGGAGUGUUUCAGCUGACUGGGGCCUGGAUGGUCCCGGGCUCUGAGCCCAGGUGCAAACCUACCUGGAAAACAACAGGAUUAAGUGCUAGCCCAGCACAAUCCCCUGGAAACUGAGGUUCAGGAACCACUACUGCUAUCUCUCCAGACAGGCUGUUGCCUCCCUGACCCCUCUCCAGAAUAAACAAUGGAGCCCAGG
This is a messenger RNA of Perognathus longimembris pacificus (Pacific pocket mouse), 845 nucleotides long. It is a transcript of the gene Commd7, whose product is annotated as COMM domain containing 7. The record is from RefSeq and is a predicted model, not a curated record. Bases 63 to 665 code for a protein of 200 amino acids. The transcript is spliced from 10 exons. Gene Ontology annotation, biological process: tumor necrosis factor-mediated signaling pathway; negative regulation of DNA-templated transcription. NCBI's taxonomy places the organism in Eukaryota, Metazoa, Chordata, Mammalia, Rodentia, Heteromyidae. Gene Ontology annotation, molecular function: NF-kappaB binding.